GAGCUGGGGAGAGACGCACCCGGGUGGCUGACUGGGGCAGAAUACCAGGGACGCGCGCCGGGAGAAAGCCACCAAGGAGCCGCUGCCCGACUUGCGACAACGGCAGUCCGCGCCAAACUGUUCCAGCCGCUGGCCUACUGUAGGCGCUGCAUGAGGACAUUAUUUUAAAGCUCUCCAAGCGGCCCCCUCCCCCCGACUCCUCCCGCUGCAAAAGGAAAAAAAGGGGGGGAAGGAGACUAUAAAGGAAACCCAGAUUUGCCGCCACAACGAAAAGAGAGGGGGGAAAAGGGAAAAGAAAAGAAAGUAGAGCGACUGUGGGUUUGGACGCAAGCAGCCGCUGGAGCGUGGGCCGAGCGAUGCCGGGCUGCGCGCCCAGGCGGCUGAGAGUUGUGACUGAAGCCACGAUGCACUGCCAGGCACGGUGAAGAGCCAGAAGGCAUUGCCUCUCCAAAGGAACCCAGGCGCAGGGAGGGCCGCCUCGAGGACCAGGAGGCCGCCCGGCAGGCCACCAGCCGAGGUGACCGGGCUGGGCGGUGGGGAGCUAGAGAGUGCGUCCGUCCGAAGUUGUCACUCUCCGUUUUCGAUUGACACAAACACUUCUCCAAAAGGGGGGAAACCUAAGCAACAACUGCAAUCGACAAGAUCUCCUACCUUACUCUCCCUCCCACCUCCCCCUUUGGCCUACCCCCGCCCCCUCCCCCAGGCCCAGCGCGGGCGCCUGGCGCGUCCCAACCCGCUGCACUAUGCCGGCAGUUUAGGAUCCAAAGCUUCUCUACUUGUUUUGUUCUUUUCUUAAAAAACAAAAACAAAAAACAAAAAAAGAGGGGGAAACCCCGGUGGUGGGCAGACUAGGACGCACACACCCACCUUCAUAUCCCGACAAAAGCAGAUGCACUUUGACUUCUGACAGCUCUACCUCAAGCCCGGAGAAAACUCAGCGGCGCCUUCCCCGCAACUCGUGCUCCGGGUGUCUUCCUCUUCUUUUCCGACUCCGUUUUAUUUAUUUAUUUCCGUUCCCGCCGCGGUUCUUGGUGACCUUCAUUCCUCCGCAGGCUCUGAGCAGAAGAGUCCCUUUCCCGCCCGCCUGAGACUCCUUUUCCUCGCCUGGGGAGCUGAGGGGGCGUUGCUCCUCCCGGUGGCCCUGGGAUUCCCGGGUCACACACUAGCGAGGCACCCCUCGCCCCGCGUCAGCCUCCUUUCCCCCAUUUGGUUUCCUGUUGCGGGUUUUGGCUUGCACGGCCAAGAGUGUCUCCUCUUUGGGGAGGGGCUGGGGAGCUGUGCCGUCAUCUUCGGGAGUCUACUUCGUCUCUACUUGCUCCUAACUCUCCGGGCCUCACCCGACCAAACCAAAGACCAUGGUGCACUGUGCCGGCUGUAAAAGGCCCAUCCUGGACCGCUUCCUCUUGAACGUGCUGGACAGGGCCUGGCACGUGAAGUGUGUCCAGUGCUGUGAAUGUAAAUGCAACCUGACCGAGAAGUGCUUCUCCCGGGAAGGCAAGCUCUACUGUAAGAACGACUUCUUCCGAUGUUUCGGUACCAAAUGCGCGGGCUGUGCGCAGGGCAUCUCCCCUAGCGACCUGGUACGGAGAGCGCGGAGCAAAGUCUUUCACCUGAACUGCUUCACCUGCAUGAUGUGUAACAAACAGCUUUCCACCGGCGAGGAGCUCUACAUCAUUGACGAAAACAAGUUCGUCUGCAAAGAGGAUUACCUAAGUAAUAGCAGUGUCGCCAAAGAGAACAGCCUCCAUUCUGCCACCACGGGCAGUGACCCCAGUUUGUCUCCGGAUUCCCAAGACCCAUCGCAGGAUGACGCCAAGGACUCGGAGAGCGCUAAUGUGUCCGACAAGGAAGGGGGCAGCAACGAGAAUGACGACCAGAAUCUGGGCGCCAAGCGCAGGGGACCGCGCACCACCAUCAAAGCCAAGCAGCUGGAAACGUUGAAGGCAGCCUUCGCUGCUACGCCCAAACCCACACGACACAUCCGAGAGCAGCUGGCGCAGGAGACAGGCCUCAACAUGCGUGUCAUCCAGGUCUGGUUCCAGAACCGGCGCUCCAAGGAACGCAGGAUGAAGCAGCUGAGCGCGCUAGGAGCCCGGCGCCACGCCUUCUUCCGCAGUCCGCGCCGGAUGCGGCCGCUAGUGGACCGCCUGGAACCGGGCGAACUCAUCCCCAACGGCCCCUUCUCCUUUUACGGAGAUUACCAGAGUGAGUACUACGGUCCUGGGGGCAACUACGACUUCUUCCCGCAAGGUCCCCCGUCGUCACAGGCCCAAACACCAGUGGACCUACCUUUUGUGCCGUCUUCGGGGCCGUCCGGGACGCCUCUGGGAGGCCUGGAACACCCUCUGCCCGGCCAUCAUCCGUCCAGCGACGCGCAGCGGUUCACCGAUAUCCUGGCGCACCCCCCAGGGGACUCACCCAGCCCAGAGCCCAGCCUGCCUGGGUCUCUGCACUCCAUGUCCGCUGAGGUCUUCGGGCCCAGCCCGCCCUUCUCCUCACUGUCGGUUAAUGGAGGGGCGAGCUACGGAAACCACCUGUCUCACCCCCCUGAAAUGAACGAGGCGGCGGUGUGGUAGCGGGGUCUCUCACGGUUCGUGGAGUUUCCUGGUUGUACAGAAAUGAACUUUUAUUUAAGAAAAAAUAGAAAAAAAAAAAACAUAAGAAGCAAGCCUCCUGCCCCACUUCCUCCAGCCUCGGGGACCAUUCUUGGUCUGGGGAGACCAGAUGGGAAAGGGGGACACAAAAUGGGAUCCAAAUCCGUUUCGAGGCGGGACUGGGAUGUGCGCACUGGAUGGCAAGGUUCAGAACUGGGGCUCCGGAAGGGAUAUGCAGAACUCUCCCCCACCAGAACCGGUAUCACUGGACAGAUCCACAGGCUGUGUCCCUGGCCGGCGGGCGGCAGAAAGACAUCCUGAGAGCCGCAGGCGCACUCAGCCAUUGGUGAUGCCGGGAGCCUUGGGGAGGGAGGCUGUGAGGCGCGCAGCCAGGUGAGGGAGGCGAAGCCGCCGGCGCGCUCCCGGGCCAGCCCGAAGGGUUGGAGCCCUGAGAUAUCCCCUGUUAGUGUCUCAGAGUUCAGCGACAGCGACAACAAACUCUUAUAGCUUCAGAAACACCGACCUGCUGUGCAUCAGGUGGGACUAUAUAUAUAUAUAUAUUUUGUCUGGGUUUUUGUUUUUUGUUUUUGCCAAAAUUGCAAGAUUCUAAAUGUAUAGCCCUCAGUAUCAACUCUUCUACCUUCACAAAACUCUACACGCAGAGAUACACACAAACACACUGGUUAGGAUGGUCUCCAGCCAGACCACUCAGUAAAAUGACUUGAACAUCGGCUGUACAUGAAAAGUAUUCUACCUUUACACACAAAAGUUUAAAAAAAAAGACUAUUGAACUAAAAACAGUCAACUGUUUACGUAUAAUGUUAAAUUCAGGAGUUCAGUGUUUUACUAAUAUAUCCUGUUUUGAAACCUCUUGUUCAAAAAAAUGUUUUGAGCAAUCAACCAAAAUUGUUAUUUUUCUUUUCCUGUAGAUGUUCUGACAGAUUUGCAGGGCUUUCAGCUCACUGUGCUAGUAUGUAAAAAAGUGUUGUUUACGCGAGGCAAAGAAAACAUGAUAUUCAGACAGUUGCCAAAUAGAAUAAUUAUAGCACAAAUACUGUAAAGGUGCCUGGCACCAGCAACCUGAGAAAGUGUUAAAAAAAAAAAAAGUGUUACAAGGUUUAAAAAAAAAAAACAUCUUUGCUAAUUUUUAGUCCUGUUGAACAUUCAUGGAAUUGUUAAUAUGACUUAUAUAGACCCACACAGGUUUUAUUUUUGUGUCUUUAAAAUAAAAGUCCAAAAUAUUUAAAUUUUAUGGUCAAAUAUGCAGUCAACAGCUGCUACUUUUUUCUUCAUAUAUUAAAUUUCUCAUAUGUCUUUUAUUGUUCUAAUAAACCUAAGCUUGUGUGACCUCCAGUGCAUAUUAGACCAUUCACUGUAUGAAAGAAAACAUGUUGAAUAAAUUUGUGAGUUUUUAAUAAAAAUAGAAAACCUGAUGUUUAGA
Molecule: messenger RNA, 4035 nt
Organism: Ictidomys tridecemlineatus (thirteen-lined ground squirrel)
Lineage: Eukaryota; Metazoa; Chordata; Mammalia; Rodentia; Sciuridae
Gene: Lhx1
Product: LIM homeobox 1
Biological process (GO): neuron differentiation; regulation of transcription by RNA polymerase II
Cellular component (GO): nucleus
Molecular function (GO): RNA polymerase II transcription regulatory region sequence-specific DNA binding; zinc ion binding; DNA-binding transcription factor activity, RNA polymerase II-specific
Source: RefSeq, a predicted model, not a curated record